AUGCGUCCACUAAGCAUAGUGGAGGAUGAGGGUUUUAAAGCUAUGGUUUCAACCUUCAAUCCCAAGUAUGAGCUUCCAUCAAGGACUUUCUUCACAAAACAGAUGGAGAAAAAGUAUGACUUCAUCAAAGCAAAGAUGACACAGGCUCUACGAGAGACAGACAACCUUGCACUCACUACCGAUAUUUGGACAAGCAUCUCAACAGAGGCUUAUAUCGGGGUGACAUGCCACUACAUUGGGAAGAACUGGAACAUGGUGUCCCACUCUCUGACGACGAUGCCCCUUGAAGAGAGACACACGGCUUCAAAUAUUGCAGAGUGGAUUGAGGAGGUGAUUGCCAAAUUUGACAUUCCAGCCAAGAAAAUAAAGGCUGUCGUACACGACAACGCUGCCAACGUUAUAGCAGCAGCAAAGAUAUUGGAAGACAGGAAUGGAUGGGCAUCAGUGAGAUGCGCAGGGCACACCCUCAACUUGGUUGUGCAAAGCUCACUGAAAUUCCACCAGGGUAUCUCCAAGUGUAUUGCUGCUGCGAGAAGCCUUGUUGAACACUUUAAAAAGAGUGAGCUGGCAUGCACCAAGCUGAAGGACAAGCAAAAACAAAUGGGUUGCAAGGGAUAUAUGCUUGUGCAAGAUGUCGCCACACGCUGGAACAGCACAUGUGCCAUGUUGUCCAGGCUACAAGAACAGAGAUGGCCAGUGACUGCCACACUCUCUGACCCAGCAGUGACCCAGAGAGGGAAACAUUAUCUGGAUCUCAAACCUGACCAGUGGAAUCUGAUUGAGGAGCUGAACCAGAUUCUUGAGCCUUUUGAAUCAGCCACAGUGUUUCUGAGUGGACAACAAUAUGUCACACUCUCUGCACUUCCACAUCUUGUGCACAAGCUUAAAAAGAACAUACAGAGUCCAGAACUUGAGACUUCACCUGCGAGUUCAUUCCAGACUCAUGCAACAGAACAGAUCAAAGAAAGAUGGCAAGGACUACUCCAGAUUAUUUCUGGACCUCCAAACAUCACCCUCCUUGCUGCUGCUUUGGAUCCCAGGUUUCGAAAACUGAAGUUCUUGGCUGCUGAGGAAGUUGUCAAAGUCCAAAGCGCAGUACAAACCAUGGCACUUGCAGCCAAACAGCAAGUGAGAAAGCCCACUGCAAGUAAACAGACAGACAGCACAGCAAAGGACUCCCCAAUCUCACCAACAGCACAUGGAAGGACUACAUCAUUCCUUGACUCAGACUCCACCACCAGUGACGAAGAACAAGAUGAGGAGCAGCAGUUACUCCAAGCUGUACAUCAGGAGGUCCUCAUGUAUUUUGGAGAACAUCCCCUUUCCAAGAAGGAAAAUCCACUGACUUGGUGGGAGAAGAAUGCAGCACGCUAUCCAACAGUGGCAGAGCUGGCAAGGUCCCUGCUGUCUAUUCCAGCUACAUCAACACCAUCAGAGCGUCUGUUUUCAGCUGCAGCUCCUCUUGAUGUGGGCGGCUCCGUCCUUGAAGGAGUUGAGCAGUACAUGGCCGAGCUGACCAGUCAAUUAUGA
This is a messenger RNA of Nerophis lumbriciformis (worm pipefish), 1530 nucleotides long. Lineage: Eukaryota; Metazoa; Chordata; Actinopteri; Syngnathiformes; Syngnathidae. The record is from RefSeq and is a predicted model, not a curated record.